AUGUCGGGUAAGACGCGAGCUGAUAACUGGGUGGACGGCCUUCGGGGUAUCGCCGCCCUGACAGUCGUGACCUAUCACCUUUGUUCGUGCUUUGCAAAUUGGCUCAAUUCGCCUGCCAUCGAGGAAAAUGGCCCGGUCUCUCUCUUCCAAUAUCCAUUCAUUCGACUCAUCGUUGGCGGUCGCAUGGCCGUUGCGCUUUUCUUCCUGAUUACCGGAUACGUGAACUCUUUCAGCACGAGGAAACAUAUUCGAAAUGGAGAUACCAGUUUUGCACUCCUCAAUCUGUCCAAAAACACCUUUACUCGAACUGGCAGGCUUGUCGCGCCUACGAAUGCUGCUCUAUUCAUGGGAUGGAUCGUUUGCCAACUGCAUGGUUAUAGAUUAGCAGCUCAAACCGACUCGUUCUGGAUUAGAGUGGGCGCAGUACCACCAGGGCCUACAUUUGGGAGUGCAGUCUGGGGCCUUCUGCAAAAUCUAACCUUGUUCUGGCAUGGGGGUGUGGGAAUAUAUGACCACACCUACUGGACUAUCCCAUUCUUUCUGAAGGGUUCUAUGCUGGUUUACGUUACACUUUUGGGCACCACUCUCACUCAACCACGUUAUACUAAACUAAUCAUCGUUUUCCUUUACCUCUUUGCCUGGUCGGGUGGCCAAGCACUCAUGGAGUUGAAUAUUUAUGCGGGAAUGCUCUUGGCUGAGUUAAAUGCAGACUACGGCUCACGAGCCACAUCUCUGCUGUCAAGGCCCUUUUCUGCGCUCAUGAUAAUCUUCGGGCUUUUUCUUGCAUCAUUUCCAGAAGAACAUGCAGAAUGGAGGCCCUGGAGCAACGCAGUCAACUCGGUUGCAGGCGUUCUCGUCCCUAGUGGUGGUGAAAUCAACCGCUAUGUGAUUUCCGUUGGAACUGCAUUCAUCGCCUUCGGAGCCUUCUUCUCCCGAGAUGCCCGCCGCAUCCUAUCUACCCCCGUUAUGAAUUUUCUGGGUCGAAUUUCGUUCCCCAUUUAUCUAAUUCACAAUACCCUCAUCCGCACGAUACUAUCUUGGUUGAUAUACCGAGACUCGGCAAUGAAAGAGGGACUGCAUCCUGUGGACGAUCAGGGUAAACCAAAAUACCUCGAGCGAGGGAGUGCUCUCACAUUCGCUAUCGCCAUUCCUAUGUUCUAUAUGAUGCUCAUAUAUGCCUCCUAUUUGUGGACUAUUUAUGUUGACCCUGCAUGUGGGAGAGCUGUUUUCUGGCUCUCAAAGAAAGCCUUUGGAGAGGAUGAUGGUUCAGGGUUCACGAAAGAAGAGGCACUGAAGGGCAGUUUGAAAACCUAG
This is a messenger RNA of Penicillium subrubescens, 1314 nucleotides long. RefSeq names its product acyltransferase family protein. NCBI's taxonomy places the organism in Eukaryota, Fungi, Ascomycota, Eurotiomycetes, Eurotiales, Aspergillaceae. The coding region runs from base 1 to 1314 and encodes 437 amino acids. Gene Ontology annotation, cellular component: membrane. Gene Ontology annotation, biological process: polysaccharide biosynthetic process. Gene Ontology annotation, molecular function: acyltransferase activity, transferring groups other than amino-acyl groups. The record is from RefSeq and is a predicted model, not a curated record. The transcript has 3 exons.